GUGUCUUGUAAUCUUGUAUAAACAUCAAUAUGACGUAACACCGACAAACCUAACCUAAAAACAAUGAAACUUGUCAACAGUUUAAGACAAGUAGUGAAUCAAGCCUUUGGAACAAUGGCAAGUCUACGCAUAUCCUUGGUUCAACUGGCAGUUGGUAAUGAUAAAGCAGUUAACAUCUCCAGAGCUGUAUCUUUUAUUCAACGUGCCAAAGAAGAACAAGCGGAUCUGGUUGUUUUACCGGAAUGUUUCAACUCACCGUAUGGAACAUCACACUUUUCUGCUUAUGCAGAAAACAUUCCUGAGGGUGAAACAAGUAUUGCUUUGUCCCAAGCUGCAAAGGAAUAUGGUAUACAUUUAAUCGGUGGAACCAUUCCUGAAAGAGAUGGUGACAAGCUGUAUAAUACAUCAACUGUUUGGGAUCAUCAGGGUAAUCUAAUAGCCAAACAUAGGAAGAUGCAUUUAUUUGAUAUUGACAUUAAGGGGAAGAUGACAUUCCGCGAGAGCGACACUCUCAGUCCUGGUAACGAAUUGACAACUUUUAAAGUAAAGGAUUGUAAAAUUGGUCUAGGAAUCUGCUACGAUAUUCGUUUUGAAGAGAUGGCCCGACUAUAUCGCAAUUUGGGUUGUCAGAUGUUGAUAUAUCCAGCUGCCUUUAAUAUGACAACCGGGCCACUUCAUUGGUCAUUACUUCAACGUGCCAGAGCUAAUGACAAUCAAUUGUUCGUUGCUUGUGUAUCGCCGGCUAGGGGUGAAGGUGCAGGAUAUAUUGCCUGGGGUCAUACACAGUUGACCAGUCCUUGGGCAAAGGUACUUCACGAAAUGGAUGAAAAGGAGGGUAUCGUUACAUGUGACGUGGAUUUGAAAAUGGUGGAGGAAGUGAGAGCACAAAUUCCCGUUUUUUCUCAACGACGCACUGAUCUCUAUGAUACCAUAUGGAAAGGAAAAAAAUGAGCAGUGGCCACAAGAAUCAUCGAAAUACUUUAUUUCUAGAUCCUUUAUAAGUAAGUUACUCUUAAUUAAUAAAAUAUGGAUUUCUCCUUAGAAGUCAGCAGCCAGUAAAUAAAAUCAUAAAAUUUACAAGGA
Cephus cinctus (wheat stem sawfly) is the source of this 1083-nucleotide messenger RNA. Its product is annotated as omega-amidase NIT2. Gene Ontology annotation, molecular function: omega-amidase activity. Gene Ontology annotation, cellular component: mitochondrion. Gene Ontology annotation, biological process: oxaloacetate metabolic process; L-glutamine metabolic process. The record is from RefSeq and is a predicted model, not a curated record. NCBI's taxonomy places the organism in Eukaryota, Metazoa, Arthropoda, Insecta, Hymenoptera, Cephidae. The transcript has 5 exons. Bases 64 to 951 code for a protein of 295 amino acids.